UAUGGAAAUGAUGGGCGCGUGCAGCCGUUGAGUUGGAGCGCGCCUAAAAACUCGGUAGGUGUCUCACUAGCUUUGACCGAGCUAGAGCAUCUGUUUAUGAGAGAGCGUAAGGUUUGGCUGUGCAUUAGUGAGGUCUAGUGCGUCGACUCAGCGCAUCGUAGUAAACUUUUACUGAAUGCAUUCGCUUAGUUCUGUAGAGAUCCUUUUUUAAGUUUCACCAUGGCGAAAAAGAGUUUUUCAACCAAAAGGUCUUUGAGGAAUUUGUUUUCUAAAAGUGAAGCAAAUCUCAAAGAGACUGUGGAGACAGAUGACAGCGGCAAAGGAACGCUCAAAUUAUUUAAACGCAAGUCAAAGAAAUCGGACAGUUUGGAGAAGAGCCUAAAGACUUCAAGAGCUGAAUCCGGGACGUUGGGAGCUGGCGACAGUGAAGCUCCGGAUGAGGAGAAGUCAACUAAACGCAAAUCUUUAUUUGGCAGUGUCCUCAGGUCAAAGAAAUUGCAAGUCAGCUACUCAGAGAGUGACCUUCGUAAAACCAAGGGCUUUGCUGUAUCCCUGUCCUGGAAGAAGAAGAAGAAAAGAGAUCCAUCUGAAGGUCUCUCAAGUGAAGUCCCAGAGGUCAAGGAUCACAUCAGUGAACAUGAAGAAUUUGACAACCAGGUAGAAACGAAACAAAAGGAGGUUGGUUUUCAGGCAGCAGAGCCUACACCAGAACCCUCCUGUACAGCUGAGGAAUCCCAGCCCCAGAAUAUCAUGAGUGAUAUGUCUGAAGAAGAUGCAGGUUUUAUGCCUUCAAAUCUGGACGGCACAUCGAUACCAUACAUUGACUGUCCGCUGUCUGAUAGCGAUGCUUAUGAGACACCCCCAGAUAGCCCAUCUGCAGAUAAAUUUGUUCAGUACUCCAUCUCUAGGUCUGAAAUGACUGACUUAUUCAAUCCUGUUCCUAAUUUGGAAACUGCAGCAAGUACUGACAUAUGCACAGUCCAUAACUCAGACAUAGAUCUGAACCCGAGUGGCGUUUCUUUUAGGGAUGAUCAACCCUUCUCUGAUUUUGAAACAUCCAAAGAUGUUGAGCUCAACACCACCAACUUAGAUGUUACUCUUAACGAAGGCAAAAUGGUUUUUCAGUCACACCUGCAAUGUCAAGAUUCAAAAGAUUCUGCCGUCCUCUCAAUCCACCAGAGUUCCACUGAUUCCAUUCAUGAAAUUUCCGCAUCUUGCAUUCCACAGACAUCCCAAAGUUCCAUUUCUUCCAUCUCCCAAAGUCUUGGCUCUUACAUCCCCUACAGUUCCACCUCUGUCCUCCUUGAUGGUUUCACCUCAAACAGUACUGGGACCCAGAGUUCCAGCUCAAACUCAUAUUCUGCUGAUAUCCUUCCAGAACAUUCCCCCAGUCGUCCACCUUACAUUAUAUCUACUGAGAUAGAAGAUUCUCAACCCAAAAACAUGUCUGUCAGCAACAGCGAUGUAGUCAGCACUGACCCCUCCAGUGCCGAUUCUGUUUCAUCCAUGCCAGAUGUGAUUGUAUCUAGCACUGUGUCUUCCUCCAGAAUCACAGACAGCAGUUUGGAUGCUGAUACUGAUAGAAAGCCAAUUUUAUCUCUGUCCAAUACUGAUGUUUCUGAAGGUGAUUUAAGCUCUACACCUCAGAGUUUAUCCACAAUCACUGCACAUUCCACUUCUGAUUCAAGUUUACUGAAAGAAACUCACCCUGAGAUUCAUUGUGAGACCAUUUCAAUGGAAUCUUAUGAAACCGACAAUUAUACUUCCUCGACAUAUGCCACUGACUCAGAGAAACCUAGCCCUGCUCAACCUGUCCUUCUUGAGAAUGAGUCAAAUAUCUCUGUACCACAGUCAGCUUUGUGGAGAACCUCCACCAACAAGUCAACUGUCACCUUUGACCUUUCAGGUCCCACAGACCCCAUCAGGCUUGACCAUUCCCAAAGAGGGAACAAUACAUCUUAUUCAGAUGUGGAAACCCGAACUGAAAUACCAGAGCACAACCAGAUAAAUCAGGAGAAUGAUCAAGCUAUAUCUACCAACCGUUCAGAAACUUCCUCAGAAUGUGGUGUCUCUUGCACUUUGACCUCUGAAGACAUGCCUGCUCUUAUAAUACAUCCUCCCCCUCACUUAAAUGUUUCAGACCAGCUGUUCAGCUCUCAAACCUCAAAGAGAGAGAUAGACACACAACAGAAAACAUACGAAGAAUAUAAAGAUUGCGAGGAAGAUGUUCAGGAGGCAUCUACUCAAGAAAGCCAUGAGUUGAUUGACCAGGUUGAAAGCACACAAGCUCUGACUACUAGAAAUGACUUUCAGGACAAAUGUGGACCAGAAAUGGAGCAAGGAAGUAGAUUAGAUGAUAUUUAUAAUAAAAAUCGUGAUGAGGUCAUUGAAAAGAGAAGGGAACUGCAAAUAGUCCAAAGCACCAACGAAGCAUCUGCAAUGCAAGGUGCAAUGGAAGCAGAGGAAUAUAGAGGUACCGAAGUGUUGACAGGUCAGUCAGAGCAGCAGAUUCACCAUCUUGCUUCACUGAAACCAGCCAUACCAGUCAAUCAAGAAUGUGGCCCUGAAGAAUGCACUUCGGCCCCUCCCUUCUCUGAGCCAGUGAAGGUAUCACUUGCGGAAUCAAGAAUGGAAACACUCAGUCACCUGGAGAUUUGUCUCCACCCCUUGCCCCCGCAGCAGUCAAGCGGAGAGAUAACAAUACUGGAGGACACGGCAAGGUGCAAAUACCAAACAAGCUUUGAUAACCACCACGCUGAGAGGGAGGAACACACCAGUGGUGAAGUGUUUGUGGAUAUUGCCACAUUUCUCACAAGAACACAGGACAGUGAAAGUCAAGAACACAGCAGUGGCAAGAUCUCCACUGCACACACUGCAGAGGAGACCUUCAGAUACGCAAGCCACAAACAGGGAGAGGUGACCGCAACAAAGGUAAAGACAGAUAAUAUCUCUCAAAGGAACUGGGUAGAAAUCAGCGAAAGUACACCAGAGAACAGAAGGGAAAACAAAGACACCACAGAUGUUAGCGCUGUUCCAGAUCAGAUACUUUCAAGAAGUUUAAUACCAGGUGAAAGGUUCCUUAAUGCAUCCACUGUUCUCAGUACAGUGAUUGAGGAGUCAAAAACAGAGAAUCAAGUGGAAACUGAGACUGGAUCUGAUACAGACAUGAACUCUGGUGUUGCGGUGCUAAAUACGACGCUCAGUCGGCCAUCGUCUCGAGAGGGCAGAGAGGACACCAUGGUGGUCCGCAAAGUGUCCCUGGUCAAGAUUGACAAAGACGGUAACUUUGGCAACCAUGAAAGUUCAAUGGACAGCAUUAGGCGAGAUCAGUCAGAACCAAGCAGAGCCAGUCCUGAGCUUACGAGGAGGUGGAAAAGUCUCCAUUCCGACUCUGAAGAAAAGCAAUCCAGCCCCACAGAGCAUUCAGACUACUCGUUUACAGAUAGCAUAUACCUACGUUCCUCUCAGCUGUCCCCCAGCUAUGAAAAAGGAAUCUACACGUCUCAUUUUCCCUCUUCCGAGACCCAGUCUACUGCUUUCUCCUCAGAGACUGACGGUAGCCACAGUAACUGGAAACAUUUUGAGAGCGAAGUUCAUCAGAGUAGUGAGAGUUACACCAGUGGGAGGAGCAGGGUGGAGCUUAAUUUACCUGUGACAAGAGAGGGAGAGGGAGAGCAGGAGAUAAGAAAAACAGUCUUCGACUCACAGGCACAUUUCGAUUCCAGCUUGAUGAUCGUGGAGGCAGAUGACUACUCAUCGGAUGUUUUCCAAGCUACACGAGUAGAGCUAGUUCCCUCACCCACUAGUCCUGAGCCUGAAGCUCAAUCUUCCUCAUCCUUCUCAGAAAUGGAUAGCCUGGUAGACACUCUCAAGAGCAUGGAGCGACCGGUCCGGCAAAGAGUUCAACGCACCCCAUCCAACACUCCUUUCUCGUCACUGCCACCUAUCAAAGAGGAUGCACCAGUCUCACCCUUUACUCCACUCUCUCCUUGUACUCCACUCUCACCAAUUACUGAGCCAAAGGUGAUGAAUGGAGUUUCUAGUUUGCCUCUAGAUAUUGGCUUUACCUGGAGUUCCCCCAAGGACAUGCGCUCUCCAUUGACCAUGAUGAAGGAACAGCAAUUCGUAGAGUCCCAGAAUCGGGGGCUCGCCUUGCCUCUGCGAGCUUCGGCCCUCAACAGCAUUGUCAUGCGCAGGGGCUCCCUCAACGACCUGAGUCCUGAAGAGAGCUCUACAACAGGACUCGUAAAUGGAAGCUCAUCUCGCCUGGAGAACAGCUUCUUCUUCCAGCCAACUGAGAAUGGCAAGGCCUCGAACCGCUCCAUCUUCCGCGCAGCCUCGCUCCCUGAGAUCGGCCCCAGUCACGAGCGGAUAAGCUCAGCCACCAAGGGAUCUGACACCUCGCUCGGUUCACGUUUCGAACGCUUCUCGUACCUUACAUCUCCAUCGAAUUCCCUCAGUGGGAUCAAUGAAACUUCCCGAAUAAGCGUGGCUUCAUCUGUCCAACACAGCUCGCAAGACACCUCCAGUUUUGACCACAAGUCCACUAUGGAACUUUACCGCUCUCUGCCCUCAGAAACUCUCCUUCAGAACUCUCAACCUUUGGGACUUCAACGCAGCAGCAGUCUUGAUGGAGGUCUUCUAAUGAAUGACACCAAGAGCUUCCAAGUGAAUAAAAAGCCUGAACCAGAGCAGAACUUACUCCUCAAAUACAGAGCCUUCCCUGAUGCAUAUCUCACAAAAGAAAAGGAGCAUGGCAAGCUUAAUCCUCGACCUGGGAAGAUGCUAAUCUAUGACAAGCCUGGAUUGACCGGUGGGAGAAUUGAAGUGCGUGGCGAUGUUGUGGACGCCACACCAUGGGAGUUUACAGACACUAUUUCAAUCAGAGUGAUCAGAGGAGGCUGGGUGUUAUAUGAGAAGCCAAACUUCAAAGGGGAAAAGAUUGCUCUGGAUGAGGGAGACAUGGAGCUGACAGAUCCAUUUGGACCGCCAGAUGAAGAAGUGGUUGUUCAGCAGAAUGGAACAACACAGGAUAAUGGGAAAGAGGACCAUGAGUCCAAGCCUCAGCCGAAGAGGAAGUUCAGCUUCGGAUCCAUACGCCGAGCAGUGAGAGAUUACAGCGUUCCUGAAAUCAGCCUUUUCCCAGAAGAAAAUGCAGAAGGCAAGAAGGUCACAUUCAGAGACACGUCAGAAGACUCCAGAAUUUUUGGCUUCCCAGUCAAAGCGAACUCUAUCAUCAUCAACGCUGGACUAUGGUUGGUGUUUGCGGAGCCCUUCUUUCAAGGUGUCCCGCGAGUGCUUGAAGUCGGGGGGAUUCCCCACCCCAGCCGCCUGGGGCGUCACACAUCCAUAUGUGGGCUCCGUACACCCUUAAAAUAG
Labeo rohita (rohu) is the source of this 5379-nucleotide messenger RNA. It is a transcript of the gene crybg2, whose product is annotated as crystallin beta-gamma domain containing 2. Bases 220 to 5379 code for a protein of 1719 amino acids. The transcript has 9 exons. The record is from RefSeq and is a predicted model, not a curated record. NCBI's taxonomy places the organism in Eukaryota, Metazoa, Chordata, Actinopteri, Cypriniformes, Cyprinidae.